AUGGUACGGGUGGUUUCGGGGCGGGCAACGGAGUGCUUUCAGAACGCCCCGGGUUCCGCUUCGCUCAGUGCCGACGUGUUGGUGUGCGUGGCGAAGGUGAUGCGGCUGCGUCCCGGCAUCAUGACGGUGCUGAUGCCGCACUCUGCGCUGCUGCCCUCCGCCGUGGAGGGGUACGCAAUAGACGCGUUCAUGUACGGGGACUUUGUGCGAAGGAUACGCGAUAAGCUGAGCGAGCUGCGGCCUCUAACCCCAGCAGGAGGGUACGGGCCACGGCCAUGCCUGCUGCAAAUGAACCCACCGUUGUGCCCUACCGACGCGGUUGCGCUGCCGCCGAAGGUGCUUCAUCCUGGGAGGACUGUUGCAAUGCGCCGGGUGCUGAAGGCUUUCCGCUUGUGGAAGUCUUUUUCUUUGUUGAGGCACCGUGGAGGACGAUGGUUGGGCCUCCGGCAGCUAGGCCAGUACGGAGGAUAA
This is a messenger RNA of Trypanosoma rangeli, 471 nucleotides long. RefSeq lists its product as uncharacterized. The coding region runs from base 1 to 471 and encodes 156 amino acids. Lineage: Eukaryota; Euglenozoa; Kinetoplastea; Trypanosomatida; Trypanosomatidae. The record is from RefSeq and is a predicted model, not a curated record. The transcript has a single exon.